AUGGAGAGUUUACGAGAGCUCGACUUAGAAGGAACUGUUAUAACAAAUUUACCUCCAUCGAUUGUACAUCUCAACAGGCUUUAUAGGUUAGAUGUAAUUGACUGCAAAAUGCUUGAAAAUUUGCCAAGCAAUAUUGGUGAAAUAAAGAGUUUGCAGUAUCUUUAUUUGAACGAAACUGCUAUAAAAGAUUUACCGCCAUCUAUUGAACAACUCGAGGGCCUUGUGCAGUUAGCUCUGAGCGAUUGCAAAAUCCUUGGAAGUUUGCCGAGUAAUAUUGGUCGAAUGAAGAGUUUAAGGGAACUCCUUUUAAAUGGAACUGCUAUAAAAGAUUUACCUCCAUCCGUGGAACAACUCAAAUGCCUUGAUAAGUUAGAUCUGACAAACUGCAAAAUGCUUGGAAGUUUGCCGAGCGAUAUUGGUGGAAUGACGAGUUUAAAUGAACUCUUUUUAAACGGAACUGUUAUAAAAGAUUUACCUCCAUCAGUGGAACAACUCAAAGGCCUUUAUAAGUUAGAUCUGACAGACUGCAAAAUGCUUGGAAGUUUGCCGAGCAAUAUUGGUGAAAUGAAGAGUUUAAAGGAACUUUGUUUGGGAGGCAGUGGUAUAAAAAAGUUACCAUCAUCCAUUUCUUUGGCUGACCUUGGAGAAUUAGAUUGGAGUAACUGCAAUUUAGAUGAAGAAUCCAUUCUUAAUCUUCCUCAGUCAUCGCAAGAUUUGAAUCUAAGCGGGAACAACUUUGUUAGUUUACCAGCAAGCUUCACUCAACUUACAAGGCUUUAUUCGCUUAGGUUGGAUGAUUGCUUAAGCCUCCAAACAUUGGAGUUACUUCCAUCAUCUAUACAUUCUGUUUUUGCAAAAGAUUGCGUAUCCUUAGAACGUUAUUCGAUCCCAAAUGGUGCUUACAUUUUUGAAUUGAAUUUCGUUGAGACCCACAAAUUGGUUGAGAAUCAUGGGAACAAGAAGCCAAAUGUAUACUAUUCAGAAAAUCCCCUUCAGGAAAUUGGUGGUUCAAUCCUUCUUCCAGGAAAUGAGAUUCCAAGUGGGUUCUGCCGAAUAAAAUAUGAGAGUUAG
Molecule: messenger RNA, 1071 nt
Organism: Cornus florida
Lineage: Eukaryota; Viridiplantae; Streptophyta; Magnoliopsida; Cornales; Cornaceae
Product: disease resistance protein RPV1-like
Exons: 2
Coding region: 1-1071 (356 amino acids)
Molecular function (GO): protein binding
Source: RefSeq, a predicted model, not a curated record